AUGGUCCAGCUUCUUGACCUGCCCAAUGAAAUUCUGGAUCUUAUCUUUGAAAAUGUGCCGCUCCGCGACAUCUGGAGUUUUCAACAAUGCAGCAUCCUCUGCGAAAAGACUCUUGACGCCCAAAUGCUGGCUCGACAAGAUGCAGUCACGAACUUGAUGUUAUGGGGGUGUCAUAAGGGCAUUCCAUGGGCCAUCAAAAAGGCCUUGUCCCACGGAGCUGAUGUCAAUGUUGUCAGGAGAACCGUUCCCAUCAAAAGACAAAGAUUUUUCACAAUUGCUGAGGCCGAUCGUAACCUCAGCACAGUCGGAUUGCUCCUGGAUCUAGGCGCACGACUCGAUUUAGAUAACGGGAGAGAGCGUUACGUGCUGAGGAGGCAUAUCUUUAACCCUGACCACCCUGAGACACUGCAAGUUGUUCUUGAUCAUGGGGGCAAAGACCAAAUCGAAAAUUUCCAGACUGCCCUAGAUGAAGCCCUAAUUGACGUGUUGAGCGAAACAUACCGCGUCGAGGAACCGACGGCACAGCGAAUCUAUGCAAUUUGCAAGGCUUGGCUGGCAUACGGGGCAAACCCUGCCAGAUUGCUCGAGGAGCGUACAAUGACAGCUAUUGAAAGAGCUAUCUCUAAUUACGAAGAUGGGCGGGAUCCAAGAAUGACGAUUGCUCUGGUAGAACUCCUUCUAUCUGCAACGACUGAACCGCAAUCGCCUGCUGUUGAGGUUUACAGGCGCAAGGCAGAGGAGCCAAGGGGAUCUGUCGUCUAA
Molecule: messenger RNA, 762 nt
Organism: Fusarium sp. VM40
Lineage: Eukaryota; Fungi; Ascomycota; Sordariomycetes; Hypocreales; Nectriaceae
Source: the annotation of a GenBank genome assembly